Polypterus senegalus (gray bichir) is the source of this 1234-nucleotide messenger RNA. Its product is annotated as regulator of G-protein signaling 16-like. The record is from RefSeq and is a predicted model, not a curated record. Lineage: Eukaryota; Metazoa; Chordata; Cladistia; Polypteriformes; Polypteridae. Bases 73 to 654 code for a protein of 193 amino acids. The transcript is spliced from 5 exons.
CUUCAGAAGCCUGAUUCGAGAUAACGAGUCCAUCUGCUGGGAUUUUAAAGCAGAGUCUUAUUUGCUGUCACAAUGUGCAGAGGACUGGAUGCGCUGCCAGCUGCUUGCUUGGAAAGAGCCAAAGAACUGAAGACACGGCUGAGCAUUCUACUUCAGAAAUCUGACGCUUUUGGUAGUCCAACCCAGUCAAGCAAAUCUGAAAAAUCCAGGCCAACCCCAGAGGAAGCAAUGAAGUGGAGGGAGGCUUUUGACAAACUCCUGGCCAGUAAACAUGGUGUGGCUGCUUUCAGACUCUUUCUGAGGUCAGAAUUCAGUGAGGAAAACCUUGACUUUUGGCUGGCCUGUGAAGAAUAUAAGAAUAUCAAGCCAUCUUCAAAGCUGGCAUCCAGAGCUAUGAAGAUCUUUGAGGACUUUAUUGACAAUGAAGCACCAAAAGAGGUCAAUAUCGAUCAUGAAACAAGAGCGAUCACGAGGGCCAACCUUCAGGUGCCAUCGCAUUCCUGCUUUGAUUUGGCUCAGACCAAAAUCUACACCUUGAUGGAGAAGGACUCCUAUCCCCGAUUCCUCCGCUCUCCUGCCUACCAAGAGCUGGUUAAGAAAACUGCACAUGGCACCAUCCAGCUGCAAACAUCCUGCAAGAAAUCCCAUACUUGAAAUAAAAAUGAAAAAAACAAUAACUGUUUGGAUUCCAGGCUUGAAAAAUGAAGUAAUAAAAAAGAACAUUAUCAAAUAACGAGGCAAUCAUGAAGCAGGGCUCAGCAGAAUGGCAAAGUGUCCGGAGCAGAAGAGACGAUGAAAUGCAAGGCCUUAGUCAGGCUUGAUGUGGAAGAGCGUCUGUCCGGGCCAUGAGCCAGUGCCAUUCACCUUAGGGCAACGUCUUUAUGCCUGUGGCUGCUAAAGAGACAAAGAAAGACGUUUGCUUUUCCUCUUUGGUAUAUAAACUUGUGACUUUUCAUUGAGGAAUAUUAAGUGGAGGAAAAUAUAAGAAAGUUGGGUGCCUUAAGAUAAAAUAUACUGUUUUGUGUUGGGAUGUCAGAACUCGCGGUGCCAACCAACAUUUUUGUAACUGUGUUUCUUGCUGUAAUAAUGUGUGCUAUUUAUCUGCAUAACUUAUUGUAAUUUAUUCUAUUUAAAUUAUUACAAGAUAUUUAUUUAUCAAUAUUUUCACUGAGUGUAAGUAAACCUCCUUGAAUGUGAAACUUGAAAUAAAGUGUUUUUAUUAUUUUUUGCUAAA